AUAAAAGCGGGUGAUGCAACCCAGCUGACAGAAACGUAACGAAAGCUGCGGCGCGCGCAGCGGCACCGGAGGAGAAGCAGCGGCGGUUCGGCUCCGUUCUUACACACCGGGAUCCUCCUGCUCCGGUUUCUGGUUGUUCUGCUGCGGUUCCUGGCUCUCCUGGUCCGGUUCCUACUGAGCCCUAUCAGGAUGAUGCUGCAGCACUCGGCUCCGACUCUGGCCGACAUCAGCUGCUCCGCCGUGGUCCCGUGCCUCUCCCCGCCGGGAACGCUCACCCUGGACGACUUCGCCGACUUCUCUCCCGUGGUGAAGGACGAGCUCCGGCUCGCCAUCCAGGCCAAGCGGCUGUCCAACGGGCUGAGCGUCGACCCGAGCUCAGACGGCACCAGCUCCAGCUCCGACCGAGGCUUCGAGCAGCUGCCAUGUGGGACCGGGGGGAGGAGAGAGGCGACACCAGAGGAGAACGAGAGGAGGAAGAGGAGGAGAGAGAGGAACAAAAUUGCAGCCGCUAAGUGCCGCAACAAGAAGAAGGAGAAGACUGAGUCCUUGCAGAAGGAGUCUGAGAAGCUGGAGAGCGUCAACGCCGACCUGAAAGCUCAGAUCGAAGAACUGAAGCAGCAGAAGCAGCAGCUGGUCUACAUGCUCAACCUGCACCGGCCCACCUGCAUCGUCCGGGCCCAGAACGGCCAGACGCCCGAGGACGAGAGGAACCUUUUCAUCCAGCACAUCCAGGAGAGCACCUUACAGCUCCACAACCUCUCCUCCUCAGUCACGCCCCUCCACGGAGGACUUCUGACCCUGGACAGCGUUCAGUGUCCCAGCAGUCUAUGACCCUCCAGGUCUGAGACACUCCAUCCCUCCACCUCCACUCAUCCACGUAGCACCGACCGAGGUUGAGGUGGAUCCAUCGUCCUGUUCAGGGUGCUAGAAGACAGGAAGUGGACUUCCUGGACCCACAGCUGCCGGGUGGACGACUUCCUGGACCCGCAGCUGCCGGGUGGACGACUUCCUGGACCCGCAGCUGCCGGGUGGACGACUUCCUGGACCCGCAGCUGCCGGGUGGACGACUUCCUGGACCUGCAGCUGCCGGGUGGACGACUUCCUGGACCCGCAGCUGCCGGGUGGACAUGAAGACGGUGACCUUAACCUUGACAUGUAUCAUGUUGUGGUUUUUUAAAGCAUCACAAACAAUCUGGGCCAAGAAGAAACGCUGAAGCACCAAAAUCUAGCAGAAAGAUAAACUUUCUGUCCUUUUACUGCUGUAAUCCACUCAGAACUGGUCAGACUGGUCCAGUUGGUCAGACUGAUCCGGUUGGUCAGACUGGUCCGAUUGGUCAGACUGGUCCGAUUGGUCAGACUGAUCCGAUUGGUCAGACUGGUCCGAUUGGUCAGACUGAUCCGAUGGGUCAGACUGGAUCGGUUGGUCAGACUGGUCCGGUUGGUCAGACUGGUCCGAUUGGUCAGACUGGUCCGGUUGGUCAGACUGGAUCGGUUGGUCAGACUGGUCCGGUUGGUCAGACUGGUCCGGUUGGUCAGACUGGUCUGGCAUGUCUGGGAUUUUUGGAGAAAAAUGUAUUUAUUAAAUGAUUGCUGUAUGAUUGGAUGUUGCUAUAGCAACCUUGUCUGCUUGUUCUCUAACAUGGGGAACUCUGCUGCUACCAACCACUCAGGACCUGUAGACCCUGCUGUCAUUGUUUGUUUGUUUGUUUGUUUGUCCUGUAGAAGCUGAAUCAGGUUGUUUUGUUAGUAAACAGGAAACAAGGAAAAAUGUAAAAAUCAGCACUUAUUAAAAAACCUGGAAAU
Molecule: messenger RNA, 1803 nt
Organism: Melanotaenia boesemani (Boeseman's rainbowfish)
Lineage: Eukaryota; Metazoa; Chordata; Actinopteri; Atheriniformes; Melanotaeniidae
Gene: atf3
Product: activating transcription factor 3
Exons: 3
Coding region: 190-831 (213 amino acids)
Biological process (GO): regulation of transcription by RNA polymerase II
Cellular component (GO): nucleus
Molecular function (GO): DNA-binding transcription factor activity, RNA polymerase II-specific; RNA polymerase II cis-regulatory region sequence-specific DNA binding
Source: RefSeq, a predicted model, not a curated record